CUUAUGGGAAAUCUCCCAUAAUGCUUGCUGGGGCUGAUGCAAAACAGCGUUUGAAGAAAAAUACUGAACUGAGCUGGUCUGGUCAAGUCAACCUAUAACUGUACAGUCUCAUUUAUUUUUUUACGAGUUAAACAUAACUGAUAUGGAAGAUAAGGAUGCAAGUGAGAGCAGAGUUGAAGACUCAAGCUUGACAUCAGAAAUUUACAAUCCAUGGGAAAAUGCAAAAGAAGCACUAAAAAAGUUGGAUAAUAACAAUGGCAAAGCUAAUGAAGUCUCUAAUCCGGAAUCGAAACAAAAUGGCUAUUUGUGUAAUAUGCGCCAGCAAAAUAUGUAUGGCCCCAUGGGUGGUGAUUGCUAUGGUUACCAAGCUAAUCCAUGGUGUCCAUAUCCAUCACCACCUAUGUACGGUUACCAAGGCCCAAAUGUCAAUCCCCACAGAUUUUCAUCACCAAAUUUUUACACAAGUAUGAUGCCAUACGGUCCAACGUAUGGAGCCCCUCUAAACAGAAUGUAUCAACAAGAUCCAAAUAAUUACCCUGGUUUUGAUCCUCAUAAUGUAUACAAUCUUAAUCUAUAUAACCACCAACUAGAACCUGAGUAUUUCACAAGAACUCCAGAUACUUACAAUGUACAAAGACAGGUUUCUAACACUCAUACAUCUUUCGAUGCUAAAAACCUAACAGAUAAUGGUAAAAACCAACAAGAUGACAAGGAGAACUUCAUUGAGGACCAGUCAAAAGGUGAUGAUCACCAACAACAUUUGGAACAGCCAAAAUCAUUUGCAGAUGCUGUAAAGAACAAUAAAUUAUGGAAGAAAAACGGGUCUGUUGGCAAAGAUAACUCAAUCUUUAAAAAGUCAACAGGGUUCAAGAACUUAACACCAGCUUUGUGGACCAGUGGUGGAUUCUCGACUAUCACUGAUACUAAUCCUAAAAAUAAGUCACCAGAAAGAGAUGGCAGCAAGGACAGAAAUGACGACGUUCUUGGUGCAAAAAGACAACGAGUUGCUAGCAAUCCAGCUGAGCCAAAGCGUAAGCAGAUAAAAGCAGAAAAUAUUGAAAAAUGCAAGGAGAAAGAGGCUGUUAAAAAAAAUAAAGAGUGGCCAGACUCUAUGAAAAAUUGGGUACGUCUAUCAUUUCAAGAAUGUGACAAUGAAAGAUCAAAGGAUAAAUUGGAGAAAAAACUACGCACUUUUAUCACACGGGUCCUCAAUGACGGGUCUGCUUGGACAAUAAAUUGGAGUUUAAAACCCUUGUUUUGUGUUUCAGAAAGAAGAAGGAGCACUUUAUCAUCGAGGAGGAUGCGGUCAAGAAGUAAAAGUUUUUCACCUCCAUCACGUGGAAAAAUAAUUAAUCGAAGCUCAUCUGAUUCUUCCGAUGAUGCGCCAACGAUAAAAAGCAGAGUUGGCAAAAAGGUGAACAAACGAAUGGAAAAGUUUCAUUUAGAAGAAGAUUUUAGAACGGAAGACGUGCUAGCCAACCAAAAGAAGCAAGACAGAGCUGCUCGCUUUCAAAAUACUCUUAAAAAAAAUACUAGUUACAGUUCAUUGCGUGGGUUAAGAGUUGAUUCUCCAAGUUUAAACGAUGAUCCAGAAGUAGGUGGUGUCGAUUAUCACAUUAAUGGUACAUCGCAAGAUAUAACUAAACCGUAUCUUCGCCUGACUUCAGCUCCUGAUCCAUCUACCGUUCGGCCAGAGAACGUAUUAGUGAAGUCGCUACAACAUGUAAAGCAGCGCUGGAAGGACAAACAUGACUAUCACUUUGCAUGUGAACAGUUGAAAUCGAUACGACAAGAUCUAACGGUUCAAGGUAUAAAAAAUGAAUUUUCGGUAAAGGUAUACGAGUGUCAUGCCAGAAUAGCACUGGAAAAGGGCGACCGUGAAGAGUUCAAUCAAUGUCAGACUAACUUGAAGUCACAAUAUAAACAGGGGAUUGUUGGAGAAGUAGCUGAAUUCACAGCUUAUAAUAUUUUGUAUUACAUUUACACUAAAAGCACUGCAGAUCUAAAUUCUUGCCUGGCCUCACUUACUAAAGAACUAAAGAAAGAUCCUGUUGUGCAACAUGCUUUAGCAAUACGUUCAGCUUGUGCAUUAUCUAAUUACCAUUUAUUUUUCAAGUUAUAUCUUUCGGCCCCUAAAAUGGCUGGAUAUCUGAUCGACCUUUUUAUAGAUAGGGAAAGAAGAGAAGCGUUCAAAAGAAUAGUGAAGUCAUAUCGUCCUGAUCUUACUAUCUCGUAUGUUGCAUCACAAUUAGCUUUCGAUGAAGAUAGCACGUGUCUUGCUUGGUUGCAAGAACUGAAUGUUACUUUUAAUGCAAAAGAUUCCAUCAAAAUAGAUUGCAAGGGGACUGUGCUCCCGUGACCUCAUAAAUGUUACGAGAUUCCCCCUUGUCUGUUAUGGUUCUGACGAAAAUUCGGUUUUAAUUCGUAAAAAAUCGUAAGAAAGUAUCUAGUGAAGAAAUUGUCUACACAAGAAAAAAUUAAAGCUCGUGCAAAAAUGAUUUAUCUUAAGAAUGAAACCAAGUAUGCUGAUACGUUACCCAUUCUGCACGUCCUAUUUCCGCUUGAGCCCUAAUUCUAAGGGCGCCGGUGGAAGUUUAUUUGCUGUGUUAAUUUAACAAGCAGCUAGUUAAUGGACUCUUUUUUUAAUUUCCGCCUUAAAAGUUUUUUAGCUGCUUCCUGUGAAGCGACCAGAUCCACCUCAAGCGAGCUAAGCUGAAUAUUAUUGUAUGCGGUACACUCGUAUUGGAGAAAUUUUCGUGGUGAGAAAACCCGUCGCCGGCGACUAUCUGAAUUUUACGGUGAUCAAAAUUCGACUGGUUUCAUGCACAUGUGCAGAACAAUUCAAACAAAGCAAAAUUGAACUGCUUGACGAUUUUAUUUUUCGGUUUGAUGUAUCUGUAGACAUAUGUUAGUAAAAAAAUCAAGAAUUAUACAAAAA
Molecule: messenger RNA, 2938 nt
Organism: Hydractinia symbiolongicarpus
Lineage: Eukaryota; Metazoa; Cnidaria; Hydrozoa; Anthoathecata; Hydractiniidae
Product: leukocyte receptor cluster member 8 homolog
Exons: 12
Coding region: 143-2359 (738 amino acids)
Cellular component (GO): nucleus
Source: RefSeq, a predicted model, not a curated record